AUGCGAUUUACUGUGCAUAGAGCUGCGAAGGGACCGCAAGCUAGGGAAUUUGCCGAGGCAAUGGAACGCGAGGCACGGAAGUGUAUUCAAACUUCUAGUGUUGGGUGGCAUCAAGUCAACAAUGUCAAGACGCUAUGUGUUCUUGUCGACUAUAUGGCAAGUUAUGGUCAUGGGCGGCAAGCAUGGAUGGAUAUCGACUGUGAACUUGAGAUGGAACAAACCCAAGCGCUGACCAUCGCCGAGCGGUAUCUGACCAUUGCACAAGCAUCUCAUUGCUUGGGCCACCGCCACUUGCAGCCUUCCCACAGUCGACAAACUAAAAGGCCAAGGCUUGAAUGCGCACCAUGCCCCGAAGACUGUCCGCACUUAGUAGAAUUGUUAGAGGUUCUUGCUUGUAUUCACCAACUGUGUCUGGUUCCAUUUAGGGAGCAGAAUCCGCUACCUUGGACCCCCGAUUCAGAAUUUCGAGCUCUGCAGGAUGAGCUUGAAGAAUAUCUCCUCCGCCACCCCAGCACAUUCCGGUUCGGCUCCAAUUCUCCCUCGGCGCAGCCGUCCAGGUUGGGAGACCUGGACGCGUCGAUCUCCUCCAUAAUAUGGCAUUGCUGUGUCAUCGUACUCAACAGGAACUUUCUUCCUAUACCCGAAAGACGGCCCAAUCCUGCUGCAGAUGGAGCAUUAUACCCACCGGCUCGCUCUCUCGACUUUCCCGAGGCACCACCACUAUUUCUCAAAGAAAGAAUAUAUCGCUGCGAGUCUAGCGCAGAUGCAAUAUGCGACAUCUCACAGGACAUAAUCAGGAAUGGCGGAUUUUACUCGCAUGCAUUGUUCGUCGGAUAUGCCUGCACGCAGAGUGCACUGGUAUCUAUCAACCGCAUACACCGUUCACCGAAGCCAUACGAUGGUCGAAUUGUGGACAACUUGAAGCUUGCAUUCGUUAUACUAGGGGCUCUCCAACCCUUCUAUACCCCGGCGCAAGAAUGGAUGAAUCUUCUUUUCCGUGCCCACGACACCAAUUAUGCAUCUGAGAUAAGCGAUCACUCAUUUGACAACUACUUCAGUAGAUUCCUCAACAUCGAGGAGCCGACCUUCAUGCCACUACAGCCAAAGACCAGCGAUACUACAUCCGAAGAUAACGAGGGCGACGGAGAACACGGUCGAACCAAACAUGUGCAAAAUGAGGAGGAGGAAAGAGCCGACGAAACCGUGCCUGCAAAUUCUGCCCCGGAAUGGCUCCAAGCCUAUGCGGGUCAUCUGUCCGGAGACAUUGAAUCAGAUGAUGAGGAGAGCCCCGAUGAAAGUCCACGAAGCUCAGGAGUCCAUAUCGGACCAAUACCAACGCAAGGAACAAACGCCAUGACUCAAAUGGUCCCACUCGACAACCCUGGCGAGGGUCAGGAUCGAAUGAACAUGGGCAUGGGAGGAGGCACCUCGGAAAUCUUGCCGGUUCAUAUGGCCGGCGCAAUCCUCACGUCUAUGUCAGGGGGAGCGCCAAGUUUCCCCUUGCACGCACAAGAGCACCGCCAUCAACAACUUGUGCAUACGGAAUAUGAUGAACAGUGCAUGGCUAUGGACAAUCAGACUGAGUUCCCUGGGCUCUUUAGCCAGAUGCCUACGUUUGCAGACUUUUCUGAACUUGGACCCGAAAUACCUAUAUUUCCAGGACUGGAAUCGGUUGUGGGAGAAUCGGAUAUGUGGUCUGAUAUAUUCCAUAAUAACAUGUUCGAGUGA
Messenger RNA from Penicillium paradoxum, 1728 nucleotides. RefSeq names its product transcription factor domain-containing protein. The record is from RefSeq and is a predicted model, not a curated record. Gene Ontology annotation, cellular component: nucleus. NCBI's taxonomy places the organism in Eukaryota, Fungi, Ascomycota, Eurotiomycetes, Eurotiales, Aspergillaceae. The transcript has 4 exons. Bases 1 to 1728 code for a protein of 575 amino acids.